UUUUUGGGUUUUUGCUGUUCGAUUAUCAGAGCGAAGUAUGCUAAACGUCUUGCCAGAUUGGUUGAAGAUCAUCUAUGUCGUUUUUGCCUUCUGUUCUGCUUUGUUCUUCGGUGCUCUUAAAAGUGUGUUGGUGGGUCCAAUUGCUGCUCUGAUUCUGAUUACAGGAAAUGUUGGAGUUAUUUUAGCUCUAUUUCCUACACAUGUUGCUUGGACUGUCUACACCCUUAUCAAGACUAAUAGGUUCGAUUUCCCGUUGAAAGUAGCAUUCUUGUUUGGUUUGCCUGCUUUAUUUGGGCUUUGGUUGGGUCUAAGCAUAGGAGGAAGUGUUCUUGUUGGAAUUGGCUAUGGCUUCUUUGCUCCAUGGAUUUCAUCUUUUGAAGCUUUUAGACAUGAAGAUGAAUCUAACAAGUUCUUCCACUCCCUUGUGGAUGGAACAUGGGGAACAAUUAAGGGAAGUUGCACGGUUGUUCGAGAUUUUGCUGAUAUUUGUUAUCAUUCUUACCCCCUUUACUUGAAGGAACUUCGUGAAUCGCCUUCUUCCGAUGAGCUUCGAACUCUUAGGUUCAUUCAUGUGCCAGCAUGCAUCAUUGUUGGAUUAUUGGGGCUAAUCGUUGAUGUUCCUCUUUACACAGCGAUCGCUGUCGUAAAGAGUCCGUAUAUGCUGUUCAAAGGGUGGCAAAGACUCAUCCAUGAUCUAGUAAGUCGCGAAGGUCCAUUUCUUGAAACCGCAUGCAUACCCAUUGCUGGAUUGACGAUUCUUGUGUGGCCGAUUGUUGUUAUUGGGAGUGUUAUGAUGGCGAUUGUUUCAAGCAUGUUCAUAGGUUUGUAUGGCUCGGCUGUAGUAUAUCAGGAAAGAUCUUUCAAGAGGGGAGUUUCGUACGUGAUCGCGAUGGUUGCAGAGUUUGAUGAGUACACCAACGAUUGGUUGUACCUUCGAGAGGGUUCUGUUUUUCCCAAGCCAAAAUACCGGAAGAAAAGAAUCCCUCAUUCACCGGAGAUAUCAGUUGGCGGUCGAUCAUCCGAAGCCAAACACAACGCUUUCCCGAUGCAGCCUCCGCCCGUAAUGCUUAUGCCGAGCCUAUCGUCAUCACGAUCAGUUCGGGAGGUCAUCAGGGAAGUUAAAAUGGUGCAGGUUUGGGAAAACCUGAUGCAGUCUUGUGAGAUGGCAGGAAAGGAACUACUUGAUGCCAAUGUGAUAACUCCCCGUGAACUUUACGAUUGGUUGAACGCCAAAAAAGGAAACGAAUCUGCCAUUGUUGGUAUUGGGCUACCUUGUUAUUCGUUCUUCCAGAAUCUUAUGCGAUCCAUCAAAGUUGGUUCGGAGGGUCUUGUUCUUCUUGACGGUUUGGAGAUAACCCAUUUGAAUCGGCCACAGGAUAGAUUACUGGACUGGUUUUUUCACCCGAUAAUGGUAAUCAAAGAGCAAAUCCGAGUGAUCCAAUUGACCGAAGGCGAAAUAAGGUAUUUGGAGAAAGUGAUGCUAUUUGGAAGCGAUCCGCAACGAAUGCAAGCCUGGGAUAAUGGCAGUUUUGUGCCUGAUGAUGCUCUUAGAGCUGCUCAACUUCAGGGCAUCAGCAGAAGGAUGAUAGGGCUAACCCGUGGUGCAUCGAAGUUACCAACUUACAGAAGAAAGUUUCGACACGUGAUCAAGAACUUGAUCAUAUAUAGUAUACCGAGCGACGAUGCAACGAGAUCUAUGUCUAUGAGAUCAGUAGCAAGUGUGUAGAAAAGAAGUUGCCAAUUUUGAUGUCAAUCAAGUGAUGUUCAUAUUAUUUUCGGUUUUGUUCUUCUUGAUAUGGUUUUGGUCGUACAAAAGUUGCGUAGAUUUACACUUUUUUCGUGUAGGCCCUUUGUAUAUAUUUUACUCUUUUUAGAUCAUUUCAUCUGGUUUAGGUUGGUUUUCAUUUUG
Molecule: messenger RNA, 1909 nt
Organism: Cynara cardunculus var. scolymus (artichoke)
Lineage: Eukaryota; Viridiplantae; Streptophyta; Magnoliopsida; Asterales; Asteraceae
Exons: 9
Coding region: 38-1726 (562 amino acids)
Source: RefSeq, a predicted model, not a curated record